Porites lobata is the source of this 8650-nucleotide messenger RNA. Lineage: Eukaryota; Metazoa; Cnidaria; Anthozoa; Scleractinia; Poritidae. The record is from the annotation of a GenBank genome assembly.
GAUUUGUAGAUCGUUGGAGGAAAACUUCAUUUAUUAGAAUACAAGGUAAGUCAAACUAUUGGACUGAUAAAGCCAAGUAAAAAUGUCUUGCUAAUUUAUCCGGUCGAGAAAAACCACGAAAAACUAGAUUUAGGGUAGAUAAUUUGAGUGGCUUUGAAAUUGACUGUCUCAGAAAUUCAAGUUUUAAGUGAUCUUGUCUCGUUAUUUCUGAAAUAACUUUUUGAAUGGUGAAAAGCGUGUUUGUGAUCGAAGAUGCAGGCAUUUGUGUUCUCGUUUCAUGAGUCGUUCGUUCAACUCACCGCUUUCUUAUACUGAGUUAUUUUUCUUUGAAUCGAUCGAUGGCAUGACAAGCUAGGUUUUAGCAGUCCCAUGAUGUUGCGAUUUAUUUAAUUCAUUCACUAACUACAGUCAGGUCACUGAUUUUUAAACUGACUACAAGAUACAAUUUAGUAAAGAAUUUCACUUAAUAUUUCAAAUGGGUUUUUGUAUUUUGAUGGUAGAUGGAAUGUUCUACUUGAUUUUAAUUUGCGAAAAACAGUCUAAAGUAGUUUCGCACGGCCCAUAAAGAAUAGAGAGAAAAGUUGGCUUCAAAACAAACUGGAGUUAUUGACAUUAACAAUAAGGUUUCUCCAGGAUAUCAGUACCUUUUACAAAGAAUGUCAGUUAAAAGAAUGUGAAAACUCAGGAAGAAUGAUAUUUUUGUCCGUAUACCCCAGGAAACGCAAAGUCGCGAUUGACGAACCACUGAAAACUCAGUAAAGUCGGUUAAAAUGAUGAAUAGGCGCUACGUUUACCAAUAGCAAAACCACGUGUUGUCGAUGUGGUUAAUUUUCUAGAUGUAGUUCUAGAACCCGCCUGUCCACACUUGGAGGUAUAUUUUAACCUCAAUAGUGAAUUCUUAAAUUGACAAUCCGUUUUGUAAUAUGGUGUUUCGUAUACCGGCAAUUUAGGUAUGAAUAAUGUUUCAGAAGUCAUGUGUUCCAUACAUGCACGCUUUUUAUUGAAGAUACAAUGUCAGGCAACUUAACAAAACACAUCCAGUUUAAAGUUUAAAGUGCUGUAUCUGUGUAUAUGUUUAUGUAGGCUGUGUGUUAAAAUAUGUCUAGUGUUGAAAAAUGAUCAGUCCUUCAGUUGCUUCUUUUUUUUUUCUUCGCGAAAGACAGUAGGAACCGGUUUAAGGCGGAAAGAUCAAGCUCUUUUUUCGCCUAGUUCAUAGAAAUUUGCUUCAUUUGCCUCUGCUCAUAUCAGUUCCCGUUGAUAACAGUCUCACGAUUUUUUCAAACCUUUUCAAACAGAAUUGUUCUAAUCGAAGGCAAAAGAGAGGGGAUUUGGCUCUGGAUCUCGCCUCAUGACCCCAAGCAUAAAAUCACCCUAUGGAUUUCGUUAAAUUUUCAUACUGAUAUUACUGAUAUUGGGAAACUUGUACUUUAUAUUAUAGUAUCAUAUCUAUUGAUGUUGGAAAAUCCAAAAUGUGGAUUAGAAAGACUUUUUAUUUAACCGCCACCCACCUUUUCUUCAUAAAGCGCCAAAAGGACUUCUUCAAAGCACACAGGAAAAAAUUUCCAAUUUUGCAAGCUCAUCUAGAUAUCUAUAGAUUCGUUUUAUGAGUGUAGGUAGAGCAAUCACAUAUCAUACAAUGAACAACAACAAAAACUAGGUAAAAUUUAUAAUCUAGCAUCUCACUUAUUUCCAUAGAAGAAUAUAAUUAUGCGUAAAGGACAAUAAUGAUACUUUCUUGCUUAAGAACACACUAAAGAAAAGGAAACGUUAGCUUGGAGGCAGCAAUUUGAUUGGUUCAGAAGACAGUACAUUGGUCUAUACCGUAAACUGUCCGCGUUUGAAGCCCUGCGCUUAUACACCUUCGUAAGGGGUUUUUGGAUAAAUAGAGGGGCUAAUAUAUCCGGGGGGAAAAGCGCAUCAGAACAAGCUAUAGCAUUGCUGAUAAAAAAUGCGUUUUGUUUUCACAGUUUUUCAAUGAAGCAUAAUAAAUCGAAUUCGUUGAAAUACAAGCUAAAGGUACCUUGUAUCCGGAGGUCUUAUUAUCGGAUCCAUUAUUUGUCUGUGCAGGAGUACACCUUUUUUUAUAUAAGAAUAUAAUGUUGCAUGUUUUCCCGGUCCAGGGUGAAUUUUCUUAUUUUCCGCCGAUUUUAGGCUGGAAAUAUUCUUGUAUUAUUCUUAAACUAUAGCUUAUGACAUUUCCGUUUUGGAAUAUAUUGGGAUAUCAAUUAUAGUCAGUGCCGAUUUUUUUUUUUUUUUUUUUUUUUAGCCAGUUUUGCCGUUUAAAGAAAGGAAUAAUUUGAAAACAGAUUUUCACCACACAAAAUUUUAUCCUUUUCAAAAUCUCCGCCUGGUAUUCUUAAAGUAUUCUUAAAAUUUCGCAAAUUCCAGCCUCGAUAUUCUAACUUAUAAAAUGUAGUCUUGAAGAAAAAAAAGCGUGUAGAUGGGCUUAUGACUGGGAGGGCCUAUAAGAUAAGUGAGAUAAAAAGUUUAUUAUGAAAACAAGGGGCUUGCAUUAAGAAAUUAAGAGCGGAUAAGUAAAUAUCGGCAGGCUACAAAAGUGAAAAAGUAACUAGGUAAGCUAUUAACAUAAAUGUAAUUUUUCUUAUCCAUUUUACGUGGUCCCCUCCAGGAACUGUCAAAAAAAGUAUAAAUUCAAAUGCAGAAGGACAAACUUAUUCGAGAUAAAACAUUUUAUUAUAGAAAACAAGGAAGCACAAAAUAUACCAACUGCAUUAAGAAAUUAGCUAUCUUCUGCUACCAAACGCACGAGUCACGUAAGGUUGUCAAAGGGCAAAGCACAAUAAUAAACUUCAAAAAGCACAACGUUUCUGCGUCCAGGAAUUAGACUUUAGCGGACAGAACAAUGCCUACGAGUGUAUGUUUCAUACCUUAGCAUAGGUUUCCUAGAUACUGGAAAUAAAAAACAUCAAGGACAGCAUCAGCAAGAGCAUCUUCGGCUGCUCUCAAACGACAGAGAUUGCGUUACUUUUCACAGAUUGACCGCUUACCACCUGUUUUUGGGCUCGCAUUUCGACGGAAAGCUUGCCUCGAGAGGCGCGCGGCACGGAUCUGAACUCUUCUUCACGAGACAUUGAGCUGAAUUUAUCGGAAAUAUGCCACCACCACCAACAACAUGAGGAAAACGUGGAGGAAAAAAAAUUGAAUGAAAUAAACAUAACUAAAAAAAAUCGGUUUCCAGAGAAGCGACGACAUUAAUUGGAGAACCGAAUCUUGGAUGAUUUAUUUAUAUAGCAAGCUUGAUAAUGUUGAGCGUGAACGAGUUGUUUUCUCCACGACCUGUCUUCGGAGUAGACGAAGUAGGGCACAAUUACGUCAAUGUGUGGUGCUUUUGUCGGUCAAAAAUAAUGUGACAAAAACGGGUAAAAAGAGUCAUUUGUAAACUAAUGUCGGAGGUACUACAAGCUUGAUUUUUAAUAGCUGAAUUAAUGAUAAACGGUUGACGUCAAUGAACAUAACAAGUCGACAGAAUUAAAGAAUUUUAGAGGUUGUGUAAUUUCAUAAACAGCAAAAAUGCUUUUGCUUACAACCAUUAACCCCACCUUUAAUGAAGGCACCUUACAAAAAUGUUGAGAUUUGGGGUGGGGGGGGGGGGGAAGAAGAUGUAGAAAAAGUUGGGCGUACCUCCGGAAAAAUCCUGACUACGCACCUGCUAAAGCCUGAAACUGAACAACAGGAGUCUUGACGAAACGUCCUCAGUUAUCACCCGGUCCGGGUUCGUACUUUCAAGGAAACGCUGAUCAAGAAUCACUGAUGACGGAAUGAAGACUCCUCGUAGCUUCCAGCGAAAAAAGGAGUGACAACAGUGGUAAGCGGUCGUUCUGUGAAAUGUAACGCAAUCUUUGCCGUUUACGAUCUUUCGGCACUUGGAUUUGAAACGUUGUUGUUUGGUAUGUUUUCCCGUGUGGAUACUUGCCAUUUCCAAUAUAUGGAAAUACCAUGCUAAGGUACGAACAACAGACAUUCACAACAUUGUUUUGUACGCUAAAACGUUUUGAAUUUUUUUAGUGCUUUGCCCUCCCUUUGACAACUUCACGUGACUGGUGCACUUGGCAGGAGUUGACAGCUUAAAUCUGCCUUUCUUGAUAGCAAACGGCAUUAAUUUAUAUCAGAUCGCUGUAUAAACACGUCUUGGUUUCUGAAAGCUGAUAACAUGAAACCGCUAUUGCUCAAACUGAUUUCUUAAUGUAUUUUUCCAGGUUUUUAGCAUCGACCCCUGAGUCUCGAUAUUUACUGACAUCCGCUCUUAAACGUUUCAACGAGUCCAAAGACUGGGUCCGAAUCUUACAGGUCUUCGCUGCCAGACCGUUUUCUGUUCAGUUUUCAUAACGUUUUUUGACAUCCUCCACUGCGCCAAAUUUUGUAUGAUUGCACUGUUCAAAAUGUGACAUCUAACAACUUUCGCACUUCAACACAUAAUGAUUAAGUAUACAACUGAUUUAACCAGUCUAACAGAUUGUCUUUAAAAUUCUCUUCUCUCCUUUUCGACUAAAUUUGCUUGGUUAUAAAUCGCAUUUUUCCCUGUCCUUUUUUUUUAAAUUGUAAAAUGGUGGUCUGGCCUGUGACUCGGAUUCAAUUAAAAGUUUGUGACUGUGGCCCUCUUAAGAAGAAUAUUGCUAAUGGGCAUUAUUAUCUACAACAAAGUGAUACAAUAUGUAGCCACAAACUGUUUGCGUACUGAGAAAUUUAAUUUAGUUUUGCAACGCUAACUAAACCUUAGCCAUCGUCGUCACAAUGAAAGCUCUUGAAAUGUCAUAAUUAUAUCGGAGACAAUUUUAGCAGCAAACUAAUUUCCUCAUUUCAGUAAUUGCUUUUAUUUCGUUCUCAAUGGAAAAGAGUUUCGCGGUUUGGUUAUUAAAAACUUCACUUAGUGUAAUCGUUAACGUGGGAAUAUUGGGAGCAGAUGGUCGCAUUUCUCCUUCAAAGAACUCUUGAAGAGGUUUCAGGCCUUGGAGCAGUCGGUUCUGGUAUUGGAGAUCUUUUGGUUUCUAAGGCGAGGACGAUUACGAGCACGAGAUUUUCUCAAUACUAAGCAGUGCGCGCGUGUGAACCAUUUGGCGGGAAGACACGAUAGCCGUCGUAAGUAUGAGGUUUUAGAGAUAAUCAGUCGUAGAAGCGGAAACAAGCUAUUAACCAAUAAAUGUUAGAAGUUUUAUAAUUUUUUGUUAAGGGAGAGGGCUUAAUCUCCCGUCUUCAAUAAAAAUAAUCGUGUUAUCUUCAAUUUCAAAUGGAAAAAAGCCUAUGAAGCUUUCCGGGUGUCUAUUUUUGAAAAAACGAGAAAAAAAGUUUGAGUCGAGUCUCGUCCUUGUUGUCGUCCUUGUCCUCAAAUCUAAGGGGCCGACCAUUUAACUCUUGAGGGGGGGGGAUUUUGAAAAAAAAUUCAUGCAAGCGCUUGUCGGAAGAAAAAAAAUUGCAUGCAGCACAAAUGUAAUAUAAAGCUUAUGGGAAAAAAAGGGAAAAAAAUAUCCUGCCCACCAGAUUGUUAGAAAAAAAUUCUUGAUGACCAGAAAUCACCCCCAACCCUCCAAGAGUUAAAUGGUCGGCCCCUAAAGGUCUCUACUUUUCAGAUGGUUGUCUUAUUAACUUUCUUGAGUUUACAGCGCAUUUAUACAAGUUUCAGGCAACUAUUUUGGCUCGCCUUCUCAUUAUUGGGAAGUUUAAUUUCCACAGAAAAAUAAGCAAAGCAGCCGUAAUUCUUGAGAUGGAAGUAGUGAUUAUCCGUAAUUACGAGGAAAACUUAGUAAAACCAAAAAAACUUAGUAAAGUUAAAAUGAUGAAUAGGCGCUACGUUUACCGAUAGCAAAACCACAUGUUGUCAAUCUGGUCAAUUUUCUAGAUGCAGUUCUAGAACCCGCCUGUCCACACUUGAAGAUAUAUUUUAACCUCAAUAAUGAACUCUUAAAUUGACAACCCGUUUUGUAAUAUGGCGUUUCGUAUACCGGCAAUUUAUGUAUGAAUAAUGUUUCAGAAGUCAUGUGUUCCAUACACGCUUUAUAUUGAAGAUACAAUGUCAGGCAACUUAACAAAACAAUUAAAGCAAUAGAGGGUGUGAUUCUGUCGAUCUAGCAGCAACGUAAGAUUUCUUCAGCAUCGUAAAUGUUCGAGAAGUUAACAAUAACAACAAUUCGCAAGAUCGUUUGAAGCGUUUCAUCAUUUCCAGAAUCAUUUUUAGUUAUCUCAAACAUUUAAUAUUAAUUCUUGGGUAGGAAACUUCCGAUUGUUUAUUUUGUUAAUUAAUAGAACGCAUUCGAACGAAGGUUCCGAAAUCAGAAAUUGAAUUUACUUGACACAUCUGCAGGCACAUAGGUCGACCCCUAAAGAUGAGUUGAGGUCUGUCUCCAGGGGCGUAGCCAGCCCACAGACCUGUAGGCCCGGGCGCGGGCCUACAAAUUUUUAAUAACUUAUGUGUUGUUGGGGUGAGCUAAAAAGCUUAAGAGCUCAAAGUUUUGGUGAGGUCAGUCAUAGUAGCAAUCAAUGCGUGUAAUUUUCAGGAUAUGGGGAAAUGAAAGUCAGCCAGGCCUACAACUAGUCGAAAAGCUGGAUACGCCCCUGGUCUCAAUGCUGUGAAUGCUAUUCAAUGGAUACGGGCAAAUACGGAACCUACCCUUAACAAUUUGCUAUAAUUUAGUACAUACAGGAUAUUACACGGUGGCGCGAAGUGAUAUGAAUUUUAUUUUCGAGUGGCAAAACAAUAUUUUACGAACGAGCGCAGCGAGUGAGUAAAAUAUUGUUUUUCCCACGAGAAAAUAAAAUUCAUAUCUUCAAGCCGACGUGUAAUGUUCUUUUUAUUAUAUAGACAAAAAGACAUCGAUAAAAUAAUAGAGGGAAAUGACCGAAAUUACGUCAUCGAUAAUCUCACGCGUGAGAUUAUGGAGAAUAAACCACUCGGGUCCCGGAUGUAGUUUUUACGAAUUUUAGUUACGAAAGGUAUAUUUUCCAGUAAAACACUCGUGUCUAUAUAAUAAAUAUUUAUCUUUACUCUAGUUACCAGGUGAUCUCAAGCAUGUCUAUAGUUCAAGUUAAAGCUCUCCUAGUUCUUGCUGUCGCAUUAUUCGCGUGUUACCUCACAGAAGGUUGGUAUUAAACGAUAUCACCUUUAGCAUCGUGUUUUUCAUGGGAAACAGCAAUGAACGCCUUGCUUAAAUUUGAAAACCAGCCAACGUGAAACUGCAAAAGCGUAACUGCAAACUACAGUUUGCAGUUCCCCAUAAAACACCUGAUGCUAAAUGUCUCUAAUAUCCAUUAAAUAAUGCAAUUGAUUUUCCAAACCCUGAUCUUCUGAAUGGUGGAACUCACCUGUCAAAUUUUGACCAAUCAGAGCAUAAAAAUUGGACGGUCGUAGAGCGUGAUCAACGCGUGACUAUGGCAACUGGAGCCGGGAUAACGAAUAAAACUUCAAGAAGAGUUCGUAAUGAGUUAUCUCAUAAAAAGUGAAGGGGUAACGCAAGCUGAGGUAAGGUAAGCUACUGAACAAUUAGUUACACAUGGCACAAAACAAUGGCUAACCAACAAUAGUUUGAACCGCAACACCAAGACACCAGAAGGUAAUGUACAACGAAUUCACUUCUGGUUGCACUUGUCUCAUUUGUCGAACAAUGAUUUUUGCAAUUUUCCUUUUGUUCUUAGCCAAAUUGAGAAAACUAGGCUGCUACAACGACAGCAGUGAAAAAAGAGCAAUGCCAGUAUUAAUUGCUAACUUCAGACGGAGCGAUAUCGAUUGGAAUGAUCUAAGACGUUCUGUCAUCACAAAGUGCAAGGAGAUGACCAAGGAAAGGGUAAUCAGAUUACUUUGUCAAUCGGAUAGGCACAGCUAAAUAAUGCUCCACUUGACUUGCUGUCUUCAUAAGUUACUCCUUUUAUCAUCAUGAUCAGCUAAGCGCUAAUAACUAUAUAAUGCCGCUGAAGUCAGUAAAGAGGUAACGUUUUGUUGCGCAGUAGGAGUAAGAGGAGGGCCGGGUGAAAUCUUUAAAAAGCUUCAGAAAUUAAGUGAUUUACGCAACGUCCUUCUCAGAGUCUCUCUUUUUUUGUCUGUGUCAAACAAACAUUAGACCACAUUCACGUCAAUGGACUACUAUAUUGAAAUUUAGCAAUCUUAGGAAGAUUUAAAUGCAACAGUCUCAAUAUAACAAGCAGUAUACUUGCUUGUUUAAUACUUCCUCUUAAUCAAAAUUUAAUACCUUUCCGUAGUGACGAAAUUACCGCGGACGGGCUAUGCAAGCAGAAGCUAGUUCUCCAGGCAGGUUAAACUAAGCUCGACAGGUCUAAGAUAAGGGCAGUGACAGUAACUCAAGGAGUAAGAAUAUUCACGCUCAGAGACUGGGGAAAAAUAUUGAAAGCAACAGAUCCAGAGAACUCGGUCUUGUGAUAAGUCUGGUUAUGAUUUUAAAAAAGCCAUUUUGAUUUUGUAUAUUAAGUUGAUUUGCUUCUAUUUCAGCGUUAUAAAUGUUUCGGAAUACAGUUUUAUGCUGAAUGUUGGUCUGGAGAGGAAGCAUGCACAGAAUACAAGAGAUAUGGCGAGUCUCAGGAGUGCUUUUGCUCUGGAGAUGAUUACAAAAAACAUAAGAAAUAUGAGCCGUGCAAAGAUCCCGUUGGUGGAGAAUAUGCCAACUUUGUUUACGAAAUCGAUGACUGA